AUGAACGUAGAUGAUGUGGAUCAUCCACUUCCGGCUUUCCAGAACGAAGAUGGCGAAAACAUACCGCAUGGACAGACUAUAGAAGCGGCAGCGCCUGUGGCCGCCGGCUCAAUCGCAGGUCAGAAUGAGAUCAUCAGUCAACUGGAAGUUGACUCGAACCGUUCUGACAAUGAUUCUUCCCUGGGAUCCGAGAUAACCUCCACGUCGACCUCCUUGAGGAGCGAGGACUACGAAUUCAGAUUUGACCAUGGGAGAAGAUAUCAAAGCGCAAAUGACAAAUACCAUCUACCGAAUGAUAUCCAAGAAAUGGACCGUCUCGAACUUCAACACCUGAUCUGGCUUGAGCUAUGCGGCGGGCGCUACAACCUCGCGCCGCUGGACACCAUGAACACCAUGACGCACGUGCUGGACGUGGGCUGCGGGACGGGCAACUGGGCGAUUGAGUUCGCGAACCUGCACCCGAGCGUGCAGGUGGUCGGGACGGACCUGUCGCCGAUCCAGCCCGACUACGUGCCCAUGAACUGCACCUUCUACAUCGACGACGCCAGCCACGACUGGUCCUUCCACCAGCGCUUCGACUACGUCCACGUCCGCGCCCUCACCAUGGGCAUCGCCAACUGGGACAAAUUCGUCGAUCAGGCCUACCGCUUCCUGCAGCCCGGCGGCUACCUCGAGCUCCAGGAGUUUCACAUCCCGCUCGAGUCGCCCGACGGCUCCAUCCGCGAGGGCAGCGCGCUGUGGCGCUGGGGCGAGAAGAUCAACCGCGUCUGCGGGAAGUUGGGCAUUGACUCCAUGGGCUCGCUGAAGCACUCGGAGCGGCUGAGGAACAGGGGCUUCGUCAAUGUGGAGGAGAAGCACCUCCGAUGUCCGCUCGGGCCGUGGGCCAAGGGUCAGAGGCAGAAGAAGCUGGGGUGGAUGGGCAGGAAGGAUCUCUACGAGGGUAUCGAUGGCAUCAGCAAGAAGUUGCUUGUCAUGAUGGGCGAGGGCACCGAGGAGGAGGUCGACAAAUUCUUGGAGGAGUGCAAGGCGGACUUGAUGGACCCUGCGAUACAUCCGUGCAUGCCUUUGGAUGUCAUCUGGGGUCAGCGGCCUUUGGAUAGUUAA
Truncatella angustata is the source of this 1104-nucleotide messenger RNA. RefSeq names its product methyltransferase domain-containing protein. Lineage: Eukaryota; Fungi; Ascomycota; Sordariomycetes; Amphisphaeriales; Sporocadaceae. The record is from RefSeq and is a predicted model, not a curated record. Bases 1 to 1104 code for a protein of 367 amino acids. The transcript has 4 exons. Gene Ontology annotation, molecular function: methyltransferase activity.